ACCCCACCCCUGAGACUGGAGCUGGGACCCUGGAGCCUGGACCUCACCCCUGAGGCUGGAGCUGGGUCCCUGGAGCCUGGACCCCACCCCUGAGACUGGAGCUGGGACCCUGGAGCCUGGACCUCACCCCUGAGGCUGUUGCUAGGGCCUGAGCUCUGGGGCGGUGUCUGGAGCCUCCCAGGGUGCGUAUGCCCCCUUGCCCUCUGCAGCAGUUUUAUGGCUCCCUCCUCCCUGAGGAUGAAUCCUUGCCAGAGGUCGCUGAGCCCGGAGACAGCCUGCACAGAGACCAGCAAAGGAGUGGCUGCCCUUGCCAAGGGGAGCCCCCUCGCUGAGGAGGAGUUGCCCAGAAUGGGCUCCAAGGCACCGGGAUGCAGGGGCCAAACCACCUCCAGCCCUCUGCUGCCUUUCAGUGUGGAGUCCCUGCUGAUCACAGAGCGCAAGCUGUGUCCCCGGAGCAGCCGCCCUCACCAGCCACACCCUGCUGCCACUGCCGAAGUGCCACCUGCCCGGGCCCAGAGCAGCUUGUACACUGCAGAGUCAGGCCAAGAUUUCCCAGAGCAGCGGGCUAAGCAGCAGCCACCAGCAGUGGAGAGUCCUGGUGACAAGGAGCCCAACUCCUGGUUUGCAAAGUCUGCCUGUUCUCCACCAAGGCAGCCAAGCCCUCCACCCUGCACUCUGAGGAAGCACAAGAACAAUCGCAAGCCCCGCACGCCCUUCACCACCUCGCAGCUGCUAGCACUUGAGAGGAAGUUCCGGCAGAAGCAGUAUUUGUCCAUCGCCGAGCGGGCUGAGUUCUCCAGCUCCCUCAAUCUCACAGAGACCCAGGUCAAGAUUUGGUUCCAGAACCGCAGGGCUAAGGCCAAGAGGUUGCAGGAAGCAGAGCUGGAGAAGCUCAAACUGGCCACCAAGCCCUUGCUGCCCUCUUUUGCCUUGCCCUUCCCGCUGGGAGCACACGUGGGCUCCCCCUCCCUGUAUGGAGCCACCAGCACUUUCCCCGGUAGAGCAGCCCUGCAGCCUGUCCCAGGUCUCUUCACAGCGCCAGUCACCUAUGGCAUGUACUACCUGUCCUAACAACCUGGUGCAGGGACCAGGGUCUGUGUGCCCCGGCCUGUGCUGCCGCACAUGGGGCGGGCAGCACAAUAUGCGGGCCUGCAAACCCACUUCUUCGCUGGUUGCUGAUUGUGGACUAGCCCCCUUCUGACCAGCAUGCACUGAGUGGCUUACAGCUGCUGAGGGUCAGUCCCUGGCUGUGGAACAGCAGGCGAAAAUCCACUCAGAAUAGUGUUUGGGCUUCAACACUGAAGGAUCGCUGCCUCCCAGAUUGUAGGCAAGAAAAAGUUCCUUCCCCAUGGGCUCCCUCACUGCAGCACUCCUGUGCAAUGCACUUAUUCCCAGACCAGCUGGCACAGGGAUGAUUUUAGCUCAACUGUGUCAGGUUCCUCUUGAUCCUGGGGUGAAUCUGAUCCUGUCUCCCAGCCUCUGAACAGGGGAGACCUGAUCACAGUACGACAGGAAGUUCCAAUCUAGUUGUAUUGGUCUCUAAUGGCCUUUCCUCUUAGCGUCUUCCCUCUCCCAAGCAUAUCCUAGUCUAGGGGAGCUUGUCCCUGAGUGUUUACAACAACCCACAAGUCACUGGUCUCGAUGCUGGGGUUGCAGAGAGCAGGUCUCUGGCCUGUGUUGGUCUGACUGACUCAGUGUGAUGGUACUGUGUGGCCUGAACACCUGUGGAUGCUAUUGUGCUUGACACGGAUACUGCAGCACUGCGUGAGAAGCCUGGUGCUUCCCCUGCUCCCAGUGCUGCAUGGCAGAGCGCGAGGUGUUGAAGGACGAGAGUAAAACAGCAGAAAGCAGAGACCGUUCACCCCUGCCCACCAACACACGCACAUUCUUCCAGAACCAGCUUGGGUUUAGUUAAUUAGCCCUCCUCAGUGACCUCCUCUUCUCCCCCCCCCCCCACCCCGACUACCCCUCUGCAAGGCUCCCUCUGGCAUGAAUGAGUUCCACCCAGUCAUGACUUCACGGUAUGGGACCAAUGGGCCUGACUCUACACCCAUUAUUUCCUGAGCAGCCAGCCCUACGGAGUCACCCUAUUGCGGGAUGGAGCUCUGCCAGGUCCGUGCUGCCUUCCGUAGGGCUGGCAGUGACUCGAGGCCAGGUCCCUUAGUGCUCUCUUGCUGUAAAUAGGGGACAGUCUGAUUUUUGUAUUGGUCACGAGGGGGCUGUAUUUCAGGAUACUAAGCUGUUUAUAGGUGAAUGCUCACUAGUAUUCACAGAUGUCUAGGCUGUGUGCAUUUCAGCCCAUGUGAAAGACACAGAGCUAAUUCCAUGUACAUAGUUUGGGUUUUGUACAGAGCCCUGAAUGGGCUGGGGCAGAAAUCUCCCUGUUUUGUACAAAGCAGCCAGUCAAUAAAGCCUCUAAGUUAAUCAAG
Messenger RNA from Caretta caretta (loggerhead turtle), 2429 nucleotides. Its product is annotated as homeobox protein MSX-3-like. The record is from RefSeq and is a predicted model, not a curated record. Gene Ontology annotation, biological process: embryonic morphogenesis; regulation of transcription by RNA polymerase II. Gene Ontology annotation, cellular component: nucleus. NCBI's taxonomy places the organism in Eukaryota, Metazoa, Chordata, Testudines, Cheloniidae. Gene Ontology annotation, molecular function: DNA-binding transcription factor activity, RNA polymerase II-specific; RNA polymerase II transcription regulatory region sequence-specific DNA binding.